UCGAGUGCUAUGUAUGUAAAGUAUACUAGUUACCAGCCAUAAUUAUCGUACUACUUUCUAUCGUACGAAGUAGAUUUAACAUCUUCUUGCUGUUUAGUUGAAAUCAGUGUCAUGAAGUUACUUUGAAAAUUUUAAAGUUUAUUUGACUAACUACUAGUUUUCUGGGACUAAAUAUUGAGAAAGAGUUAAAAUGGAGAGCACAACUCAGCAGCAGCAACAGGUGGUUUUUCCUUUGCGUUCGUUAGGCGCAGCGGCUGAGGGUGUACGUGACCAAUACGCUGACGGCAAAGCUGCAAAAGUCUGGAACGCGUAUAUCGUCGAUAAUAAGCAACGCAAGCAAAACUACAAGGACUUUCUGGUGGGUCUGUUGCGUCAGCAUGGCUGCAAACGCAUCUUGGAUGUUGCUUGCGGUACUGGCGUUGACUCAACUAUGCUGCUUGAGGAGGGUUUUGAGGUUGUGAGCGUCGACGCAUCCGACAAAAUGUUGAAGUACGCGCUCAAAACAAGGUGGCAACGGAAGAAGGAGAAGGCUUUCGAUGAAUGGAUCAUAGAAGAAGCAAAUUGGCUCACCCUUGAAGAAGACAUUAAACCAUUGGUUGGUGAUGGCUUUGAUGCCGUGUUAUGCCUUGGCAACAGUUUUGCUCACAUUUUAGAUGUGUUCGGUGAUCAACGUGAGCAAAAACGAGCCCUUUCUAAUUUUGAACGCUGCGUUAAGCCUGGUGGUCUCCUGAUGAUAGAUCACAGAAAUUACGAUUAUAUUAUAAAUAAGGGUUCAGCCCCUACUCAAAGCAUGUAUUAUAACAAUAAACAUUUGAAGAAAAUCGAAACAUCAGUGAUCUACAAAAAUGGCCAGCCUUCCUUGAUUACGCUCGAUUAUCUAGUAUCGUUAAAUGAUUAUGAUGUUGGGCCAGAAACGUCAGAAGAUGAAAUUAGCGAGUUUCGUUUGUCUUACCACCCACAUAUGCUUCAAGAUUUCAAAAAACUAUUGGAUAAUGUUAUCCCUCAUCAAACGAAACAUGAAAUUUAUGGUGACUUUAGACCACUAGACCAAAUACAAGAUCCGGGGUAUUACGUCCACGUCAUACAAAAAAAACAAUAAAAGUUUCCAGAAGUUAAGUGUAAAUUUGUAACUAUUUAAUAGAGUGAUGUGGACUCAAUCAAAUUUUUCUAAAUUCUGUUUCUGUAGAAUUACACUUUAAAAUCCAAGUGCGUUAAAGUCUACGUUUAAAUCGUGUAAUCGAUAUUUCCAUUUUCAUAAAAUGCUUUAUAUUAGUCUUGAUAAACUUAUCAAGAACAAUCAAAUUAAUGCUUCGUAAACUAUUACACCUAUUCUAUCAAACUAAAAUAUUUUUUCGUUAACGAUUGAUAUAAGACAGAUGUAAGGAGUACAAUAUUUCUGUCACUAGUUUUACACAUUUUUAAGCGUGUUGUAUCUGUGAUAGUCAAGUUUUUUCACUCCACAGAUUUCCUACAUUGAUUUUGCCCAUUAAAUAUUGUCCAAUUUAAUCAAACUAGUUAACCAUUUGGUGCACCAUAGAUUUGGUUGUCUUUAAAAUUAUUAUUUACGCCACCACAAUGUGGUUUAUAAAAAAUAAAAAAUUUUAAAUUACACAUUUUAAACGUGUACUAUAACACGCUUAGAUUUACAGUGUAGUGAUAAAAGUAGACAUACUGAUCCCCAUGUUAAAUUGAAAGCUGGGUCCUAUUCUAACAAAUAUGCUGAUUGAAAAAAAAUCUUUCACAACAGUGAAUAAUUAAUUAUGACCUAUUUCUUAAAAUUGUUAUGUAUCUUAACUACAUCUUCAAUUACUAACAUUGAAAUGAUUUUAAAAAGUUGUAAAAUACUGCCAAAAUAAAUGAGACUUCUUUAUUCAUUAA
Copidosoma floridanum is the source of this 1878-nucleotide messenger RNA. RefSeq names its product Glycine N-methyltransferase (gene Gnmt). Gene Ontology annotation, cellular component: cytosol. Gene Ontology annotation, molecular function: glycine N-methyltransferase activity; S-adenosyl-L-methionine binding; identical protein binding. Gene Ontology annotation, biological process: one-carbon metabolic process; S-adenosylmethionine metabolic process; regulation of gluconeogenesis. Lineage: Eukaryota; Metazoa; Arthropoda; Insecta; Hymenoptera; Encyrtidae. The record is from RefSeq and is a predicted model, not a curated record.